Molecule: messenger RNA, 669 nt
Organism: Chaetomium fimeti
Lineage: Eukaryota; Fungi; Ascomycota; Sordariomycetes; Sordariales; Chaetomiaceae
Exons: 3
Coding region: 1-669 (222 amino acids)
Source: RefSeq, a predicted model, not a curated record
AUGGCUACGAAAGAUGCAACAGACGACACCCCCGUCGACAACCGGGAUGCGCUGGAGGUGCUGGAAUCAGAAGCGAAGGAGUGGGAGAAGGAUGCCGAGAUUGACCGCAUUUUGAAAGCCUUCAGGCUCGAUGCCUACGCCGUCCUCGGCCUCAAACCCGGCGUGCCCGAAUCAGACAUCAAAGUGACCUACCGCAAAAAGUCGCUCCUAAUCCAUCCCGACAAGACCAAAAACCCCCUGGCACCGGACGCCUUCGACCGGCUCAAGAAGGCCCAGACCGAGCUGAUGGACGAGAAGCACCGGGCGGUGCUGGACGAGGCGAUCGCGGACGCGCGGAUGCUGCUGAUGCGGGAGAACAAGUGGACGGUGGACAGCCCGGAGCUCAAGACGGCCGAGUUCGAGCGCAAGUGGGCGGACAAGACCAAGUUCGUGCUGAUCGAGAACGAGCAGCGGCGGCGGCGGCAGAUGAAGGCGCAGAUGCAGGAGGAGGGCCGCGAGCAGCGCCGCCAGGACGAGGAGACGGAGCAGCGCCGCAAGAAGCGCCAGCACGAGGAGGACUGGGAGGCCACCCGCGACCAGCGCAUCAGCAGCUGGCGCCAGUUCCAGAAGGGCGGCAAGGAGGAGGGGCCCGAGAAGAAGAAGAAGAAGAAGUUGAAGCCGAUCGGCUGA